AUGCAGGGAAACCCAACACUGCUGAAUAAGAUCUACACAGAGCUCUACAUCACAGAGAGUGAGAGUGCAGAGAUCAGUAAUGAACAUGAGUUCAUCCUGGACUGGGCUGAAGGGAAAGACAAUCAGGACGUCCAGCUCAUAUUUCCACUUUCUUUCAGAGAAAUCAACUCGAUGAAGGACAAAACACUCAGUCUUUCAGAUCUUCUUCAUGUCUUCUUCCCUGAAGCUAAAGAAAUGGAAAUAUCCAGAGAAGAUUAUAAAGUGUUGUUCAUCUUUGAUGGUCUGGACGAGUGUCGCACUCUGUACCCAACACUGCUGAAUAAGAUCUACACAGAGCUCUACAUCACAGAGAGUGAGAGUGCAGAGAUCAGUAAUGAACAUGAGGUGAGACAGAUUGAGAAACAAUCCAGGAGAGCAGCAACAGAGGACACAGCCAUCAAAUGCAAUGACAUCUUUAGACCUUUACAUGGACAAGUCAAAGCCAUCAGAACGGUGCUGACACAGGGAGUCGCUGGCAUUGGAAAAACAGUCUCUGUGCAGAAGUUCAUCCUGGACUGGGCUGAAGGGAAAGACAAUCAGGACGUCCAGCUCAUAUUUCCACUUUCUUUCAGAGAAAUCAACUCGAUGAAGGACAAAACACUCAGUCUUUCAGAUCUUCUUCAUGUCUUCUUCCCUGAAGCUAAAGAAAUGGAAAUAUCCAGAGAAGAUUAUAAAGUGUUGUUCAUCUUUGAUGGUCUGGACGAGUGUCGUCUGUCUCUGGAUUUUCAAAGAAAUGAGAUUCUACGGGAUGCAAACAAAAAGACAUCAGUGGACGUCCUGCUGACAAAUCUCAUUGUGGGGAAUCUGCUUCCCUCUGCUCUCAUUUGGAUCACCUCCAGACCAGCAGCUGCUGAUCUCGUCCCCUCUGAGUGUGUCCAUCGAGUGACAGAGGCACAUGGCUUCAGUGAGCCACAGAAGGAGGAAUACUUUAGGAAGAGAAUCAGUGAUCAGAGUCUGGCCAAUACAAUCAUCUCACACCUGAAGUCAUCAAGGAGCCUCUACAUCAUGUGCUACAUCCCAUUGUUCUGCUGGAUCUCAGCCACUGUUCUAGAGAAGAUGCUGAGAAAAUCAGGGAAAUUAAAUAUUCGCAAGACUCUCACUCAAAUGUACACACACUUCUUGAUCAUUCAGACCAACAUCAAACAUGAGAAGGACUAUGAGAAGAAGGUGACAGAUGAAGACAUGAUCCUCAAACUGGGGAAACUGGCUUUUCAGCAGCUUGUGAAAGGAAAACUGAUCUUCUAUGAGGAAGACCUGAGAGAGUGUGGCAUUGAUGAGACAGAAGCAUCAGUGUACUCAGGAUUGUGUACUCAGAUCUUCAGAGAGGAGUUUGGCUUGUAUCAGGGGAAAGUCUUCUGCUUUGUUCAUUUGAGCAUUCAGGAACAUCUAGCAGCUCUAUAUGCACACCUCUCCUGUACAAACAACAAAAUAUAUGUUUUUGACCAAACCAAACAAAGUCUGUUGUCUAAAAUUUUGCACUGGUUACAAAAUAUAUAUUAUUAUAUUAAUAAAUAUAUAUUAAAUCAAGUUUCAUUCCCUGGGCUGCAUCAGAAAGCUGUGGAUGAGGCUUUACAGAGUAAGAAUGGACAUCUGGAUCUUUUCCUGCGCUUUCUUCUGGGUCUCUCACUGGAGUCCAAUCAGACUCUCUUACGAAAACUACUGACACAGACAGGAAGCUGCUCCUUCAACAAAGAGGAAACAAUUGAUUGCAUCAAACAUAAGAUCAAGGAAAAUCCCUCUCCAGAGAAAUCCAUCAAUCUGUUCCACUGUCUGAAUGAACUGGGUGAUGAUUCACUGAUGCAGGAGAUGCAACAUUAUCUGAAAUCUGGAAAAAUAAGAAAAGCCAAACUCUCGUCUUCACAGUGGUCAGCUCUGGUUUAUGUGUUGCUGACAUCAGAGCAGAAGAUGGAUGUGUUUGAUCUGAAACAGUUUAUUGGAGCACAACAUACAGCAGAUGAAGUUCUUCAGUAUCUGUUACCUGUGGUUAAAGAAUCCAGAUCAGUUCGGCUACAAUCCUGUAAUCUCACUGCUCAGUGUUGUGAGAGUUUGUCUUCAGCUCUACAAUCCGCAAACUCUGUCCUGAGAGAGCUGGAUCUGAGUUACAAUGACCUGCAGGACUCUGGUGUACAGAUGCUUUCUGAUGGACUGAGGAAUCCAAACUGUCAGCUGGAGAUACU
Molecule: messenger RNA, 2216 nt
Organism: Labeo rohita (rohu)
Lineage: Eukaryota; Metazoa; Chordata; Actinopteri; Cypriniformes; Cyprinidae
Product: NACHT, LRR and PYD domains-containing protein 4F-like
Exons: 4
Molecular function (GO): protein binding
Source: RefSeq, a predicted model, not a curated record